CUGCGCAAAGCAAAGGGCAGGGGCGGUUAGCCACAAAGGCGCAUGCGCAAUGACGGCUCGGCGACCCUUUGAGCUUAAUUUUUAUGCCCACCAGCGGGAAGAAGUGCGUGUGAGCAUGAAAACGAAAGCUCUUUAGGGACCCUCAGCAGAACAGGCUUCACGGAUGGCGGCAGUGGGUGGUAGUGCUGGAAUCGCGGCACCCACCGGACUGGAGGCAGCGACAUUGCAGAAGCUGGCUCUUCUGCGGAAGAAGGUGCUCGGCACCGAGGAGAUGGAGCUGUAUGAGCUUGCGCAGGCUGCGGGCGCCGCCAUCGACCCCGAUGUGUUCAAGAUCCUGUUGGACUUGCUGAAUCUGAACGUGGCUCCCCUCGCCGUCUUCCAGAUGCUGAAAUCCAUGUGUGCUGGGCAGAGGAUAGCAAGUGAUCCCCAGGAUUCUGUGUCCAUAUCUCUGUCAACAUCAGAGACCCGAGGAAGAAACAGAGGUGGCCCCACUCUUGGCAGUGUUCCCAUAGUGGCAGAACGUGGAAGCCGUGAAAGACCCAUCCAGAGGAUGCCACGCCAGCCCAGUGCUACUAGGCUGCCCAAGGUGGGAGGACCUGGGAAAAACUCCUAAAGCAGCCCAUAGCCUAGAACAGAGACUGCACCUUGCACACAGUCCUCACAGCAGAUGCUGUUCACCUCUGCACUUCCUUAAACCUUUCUGAGGUCACCUCUGCACUUCCUUAAACCUUUCUGAGGAGCUGGGUAUCUCUAUCUGCUGCUUUUUGAUAUUAUUAAAGCAGAGAUUUAGUGCAA
Messenger RNA from Psammomys obesus (fat sand rat), 795 nucleotides. RefSeq names its product mitotic-spindle organizing protein 2-like. The coding region runs from base 164 to 613 and encodes 149 amino acids. Gene Ontology annotation, cellular component: spindle; centrosome. The transcript has 4 exons. NCBI's taxonomy places the organism in Eukaryota, Metazoa, Chordata, Mammalia, Rodentia, Muridae. The record is from RefSeq and is a predicted model, not a curated record.